Messenger RNA from Trichomonas vaginalis G3, 615 nucleotides. Its product is annotated as translation initiation factor protein. Gene Ontology annotation, cellular component: eukaryotic translation initiation factor 4F complex. The record is from RefSeq and is a predicted model, not a curated record. Bases 1 to 615 code for a protein of 204 amino acids. The transcript has a single exon. Gene Ontology annotation, biological process: translational initiation. Gene Ontology annotation, molecular function: translation initiation factor activity; RNA 7-methylguanosine cap binding. Lineage: Eukaryota; Parabasalia; Trichomonadida; Trichomonadidae.
AUGGAGCUUCAAUUGAAUAGUCCUUGGACAUUUUAUUACUUCCAAAAACCUACAGCCGAGCAAGGUGAUAUCCCUUAUGAGCAAUGUCUUCAUAAAAUCGGAAAAUUCGAAACAGCAGAACAAUUUUGGCAAAUAUAUUCACACAUGCAAAGACCGCAUAAUCUUCCAAAUACAAUUACUCUCAAUCUCUUUAGAAAUGACACGCGUCCAAUGUGGGAAGAUGAAGCUAAUCGCAAAGGUGGUUCAUUUUUAGUAAGACUUCAGAAAAAUCAAGUUAAAUCAUCUUGGGAGCGUUUAGUUCUUAAUCUUAUUGGUGAGCAGUUCCCCGAAGAUGUCGUAGGAAUUGCUGUUUCAACAAGAGCCAGAGCAGAUUUAUUUUAUUUCUGGCAUCAGCAUGCUGCAGACGCAAAUAUACGUCUUGACAUUGCACAGACUAUCACAAAACUAUUAGAAUUACCAAUUAAAUUUAAGAUAGAUUAUAACCCCUUCGAUCCGGAUUCAGUUGGCCUUGAUCCGAAAAUGUACAUUCAAUAUAUUGUUGAUGCUAAUGGACCUAUAGAGAAGUUCUCUCCUAAAUUUACAAAGCCUGAACACACGGCCCCAGCUUCCAACUAA